Messenger RNA from Aspergillus fijiensis CBS 313.89, 2228 nucleotides. RefSeq names its product arrestin (or S-antigen), N-terminal domain protein. The transcript is spliced from 5 exons. Gene Ontology annotation, biological process: ubiquitin-dependent endocytosis. Gene Ontology annotation, molecular function: protein-macromolecule adaptor activity; ubiquitin protein ligase binding. Lineage: Eukaryota; Fungi; Ascomycota; Eurotiomycetes; Eurotiales; Aspergillaceae. The coding region runs from base 139 to 1926 and encodes 595 amino acids. The record is from RefSeq and is a predicted model, not a curated record. Gene Ontology annotation, cellular component: cytoplasm; cytosol; plasma membrane.
GCCAGUUCAACUGGUGCUUGCUCUUGUCUAGACUUUGCAUCAUUCAUAAAAACGGUCUUGGUGAAGAGUGAUUGUGCGUCUCAGGUGCCGGCCAUCCUCAUUCUCAUCCGCACAUAUACGGCUUACGCACGGUUCGCCAUGUCUGUAACAAUCCACCUGGACCGGCCUCACAAGCACUUCACUAACCUCGACGUUCUCGUUGGGAAAGUGGUGCUCACCCUACCCUCCGAAGCUGCUAUAGGAGGGAUACAAGUGAAGCUUGAGGGCGAGAGUCGAACACGUCUUGCAGGUCCGCGAUAUCCGCAUCAUGAGCAGUCGGACAAAAAGCGGACAGAGAUCGAGGUUCACAAGCUCCUGUAUAAGGUUGCUACCGUCUUUCCCACCCCCGAAGUUUUCAACUCGAAGACCCCCGAAAGGGUCUAUACGUUCGCCAAAGGGACCUACGAAUAUCCGUUCAAGUUCAAGUUCCCGUUCAACAAUGCCUGCAAUUUCCAAAAUAGCAUGCUCACCAACCUCAACAUCACCGGCCUCAAGGUGGAGGUGGCGAAGGAUACUCAUCGCCAUGUGAAGAAAACGCUUCCACCGUCUCUCAGUGGGUUUCCCGGAAUGGCCGAUAUCAAGUACUACGUGAAAGCCACGGUCAUCCGUCCACAAUUCUACAAGGAGAAUAUCAGAGGGAUCACCAACCUGAAUUUUCUACCAAUCGAGCCCCCGCGAACAGGGAAUCCAAGCGAAGAGACGUACGCCAGACGCCAACAUCAAUUCUCGGAUCUCCCUCCCGUCUCCAAGAAGAAAGGUCUUUUUCAGAAAAUGUCAAGCAGUUCUCUCCAAGAAAGCGCCAGCAACGGUCCUCGUGUGUCCGCAGAUUUGAGAUUACCCAACCCUUCGAUACUCACCUGUAAUGAACCUAUACCGAUGCGAAUCAUUGUCAAGAAAUUGUCUGAAUCAUACGAAACCAUCUUCUUGCAGAUGUUACAAGUUGAACUAAUUUCAUAUACACACAUUAUCGCCCAUGACCUCAAGCGGACAGAGAGUGGCACCUGGGUCAUGUUGAGCUGCAGCAACAUGGCUAUACCUCUAGGAAGAGGGGGAGACCCUGCUGAGACCGAAUGGACCUUGGAUGCUAACAUGUGGAACCGCAUACCGCUUCCCAGCACUGUAGCUCCAUCAUUUGAAACGUGCAAUGUCUCCAGAACCUACGAACUUGAAGUUCGUGUGGGUCUCACGCAUGGAUCAGUCGGAAACAUGAAACCUCAGCUUAUCGUACUUCCGUUGCGCAUGCCUGUCAAAGUCUUCUCCGGCAUUGCACCUCCACAAGCACUCUUGGAAGCUAUAGCUGCAAAUGGGAACGUUAAGCCGACUGUGUCCACCUCAACCCGACCUUCAGGUGAUGGUCUGCCUCCACCAAUGCCUCCUCGGCCCACCCGGCCACCCGCGCCUAGCAACCCAGAAGAUGGCUACGACGAUGCACCUCCGAGCUACGAAGACGCGAUGGCUGAUACUCUCAGCCCAAUUGAUGGCCCUCGUAGAGAGUAUAACCCACCAAGCGCCUCCUCCGAAAGAUCGUUUGAAUCUGGCGCUGAUGCAAGAUCUCCAGUUGGAAAGGCACCUGAGGCAUCGGCACUGUACGGCAAUGAGGGGGCCAAUUCCUCUGCGGAAACCCUCGAUAUGCUGCCUUCAACCCCUCCAGAGUCCCGGUCUGGAUCACCCGUCUCUCUUGUUUCCCGCCAGCAAAGCGUACUCAAAAUACACAAGGCCAUUCCUCUAGAGGAGAGCCCUCCGCAAUACCAGGCAACAGCGGACAGUCAACCCCAGACAUCUAGCAGCCAGGCCGAUCACAGACCAUUCCGACCAGAGCACCGCACCAUGAAUCUGGGAGUACCUAAUCGGAAGCCAGUUCCUCGUAGUCCAAAUCGGGAUGUCUAAGGUCCAGUGUGGCUCUACUCCCAACAAGAGUAUCAUGCUAUCAUGUCUCUUCAAUCGAUCUCGGGGUCAUUCUUGACUCUUUGAAAAUAACUUUUGAGCUCGCAGGAUGAAUUCAGUCCACUACGUAUCUCUAAUACUCAGCGAUUACACUCUGUUUGCAGCUUCUCUGGUGCCAAUUCUCUGAACGUGCAACCAACACAUACUACCUGCUAUAUAUUGGAAGCUAUGCAAUGCAAAUACCCCCUAUUUUUUACAAGCAUAGAUAUGUAUUUCUGUAUAAAAGACUCAAAAAUACAAUUCUG